UCGUGAACGACUUGCGAGCCGCGCUCGUCACUGGCUCCUAGCGCAGCUUAAACCCAGCCAUGAAGCGAAAAGCUCCCAAGAAUAUCCUGGUCACCAUCGCACUGCGGCUGUUGCCUCUGGUUUCGUUGCCCCUUCUAGUGGCUGUUUUGCAACCAGACAGUGAUGCAGGUGAGGGCUGGAAGAUGAUUUUGGUGGGUGCUGCCUGUGGUGUCGUCAUCUCAGCCGCAGUGCCAAGUCUGCGCAUUGCCCUUCUGGCAGUCGCGAUUGUGACGGUACUCCUAUUGAGUGUGGCCUACACAGAGGCACUGCAUCAUCAGCUACACCUCGGAAACGACCACGAUGAGCCACGACCUCCGCGGCCUAUGCUGCUGCAAGAAAAGAGCGAUGUGGCGUCUGCCGCUGCCGCACUGCCCCUGGACGUGGAGCGAAAACGCUUAGCAGCUCAGGAGGUGGCGGCUCUACGCUGGCGGCCGGCGCCUCCCAAGAUUGAGGCGCCGGUGGAGAUGGCCACCUUCAGCGUGGUCUUGCCCUGCGCCUUCGAGGGGGAGUUUGCCGAGAAGACGGUCUGGGCUGUUUGGGAGAACACCGAUAAGAACAUCUUGAAAGAGAUCAUUGUGGUGGAUGACGGUAGUCGGCCACCUCUGCGGAAGAUCAUGUCCGAGCAGCUGUUGAGUCAAGGUCCUGGCGUUCCCAAGAUGAAAAUCGUGCGCCACGAACGCACCUUGGGCCUCAUCUCUGCCAAGAAGUCUGGUGGUGAUGCGGCCACUGGCGACGUCAUCGUGUUCUUCGACUGUCACGUCAGCCCACGGAAGGGAUGGGAAAUGGCUUUUCUGAAGCAGAUGAAGAGAAAGCAAGAUCAUCGGACCAUCGUAGUGCCGACCAUCACAUCCUUAAAUCCAGACACUUGGAAGGAGAUUCCAGGUGGAGGAGGAGGGAAGGUGUGCUUCAUCUUGUGGAACAACGAUUUCACCUGGCUCUACAAUCCUGGUCGAGACGCCCCAUUGAUGAGUGGUGGCCUUUUAGCCCUGAGUCGACGCUGGUGGGAGGAGACCGGCGGCUAUGACACGAAGAUGGUUGCCUGGGGUGGCGAAAAUAUUGACCAAUCCCUGCGCUCGUGGCUCUGCGGCGGGCGGAUCGAGGUGGCCGACGGAGCCUUUGUGGCGCACAUGUGGCGGGAUCCCAAGAACCCCAAGACGGUCUUGAGGUAUCCCAUUCCGACCAAGGACGUGAUGCGCAACAAGGCGCGUGCCGCCACCGCGUGGUUCGGAGAGUUUACCGAGAAGGUCAUGACCUUCCCGGAAUACGAGAUGUUUACGAAGAACGGAGAGACUAUUGGAGACAUGAGUGAGUUUGGUCAGCUCAAGCAAAAGCUCGGUUGUGCUCCUUUUGCGAGCUAUUUGGAUCGGUUUUCCUACAUCUAUUUGGACGGUGGAUUGCUUCCGGCUGAAGUGUUCCAGCUUCGUGAGAAGAAGACUGGCCUUUGCCUGCAUGUGAAGCGAAAUGAUCGAGCACCGCACAAUGUGGUGCUCGCAGCAUGUGCAGGACACCACGAAGAACACCAAUCAUCUGAGUUGCAGCUUUUCCAUCGUGGCAAUCGUGACCAAUCCAAGAGGGGCAAGCCUUGCUGUAGUGGCAUCAUGCACUGGAAUUUUCUACAAUGCUUGGAUGCGCAGCGGGUUGGAAUGCAGGUCUCCACCUUCGAGUGUGAGAUUGGAGGAUCCUCAAGCCAUCAGAAAGUGCAGCUUUCUCAAGAUGGCCAACUCUUGUGGAAUUGGAAAGGCUCCUGGUCUGGCGCACAAGGAUGCUUUGGUCCACAAGCUCCCAAGGUGGGUCGUAGCGUCAUCCGAGACUCGCUGAGUGCCUGCAGCGCCACAGUGGAGCUCCUGACCGAGUCGUCCUCACUUCGCGGAGAGGCCUCGAGUGGUGAGGUCAAGGAACUGCGUGGGGCAGCCAGCUUUCGGUUGAAGAGCCGGGAGGAGGGUGGUGGGUGUGCAGCAGCGGCGACGAAGGAGGGUGGUGGUGAUAGUGCAUCCAACAUGGAGUUGCACUUUCGGCCCUGCGAUGAAAAAGAUGCCGGACAAACCUUUCAUGCGAAGCCCAGAUUUGGAGGCUUUGAGAUCAAGGUGGGGGAGACUGGCUAUUGCUUGGACUCAGGUGGUGGGAGUCAGGCGCUGGUGUAUCCCUGCUAUGAUGAGAAGGUCCACAACAUGAAUCAGGUCUGGAAGAUCCGUGAUGGCCGUCUACUCUGGGAAUCUGGAGGACGCGUGAUCUGUGUGGAUUCCGAAAAGAUCCAAGAGAAGGUGAAGGCACCACAAGGUGAAUAUCGCCUGGUGACCUGUGCACCCAAGCCUGGACAGCGCUUGAAGCGUGAAGAGAUCGAUUCUCAAGGGACCUUCCUGCUGAAAGAUCAAGAUGACGGUCGCUGUCUGUCGGCGCUCUCAGGUAAUGUGUUGGGCUUAUCGGAGUGCACUGCGAAGCAACGUUGGCGGGUCUUGGCUGCGAAUGGCUUCCACCAGGUCCAGCACUGUGAAUCGAAACUCUGCAUUGAUGCAGGGUCAGAGCAAAAGCCGAUCCUUUAUCCCUGCCACACAGGGCGUGUGAAUCAACCACAGAAGUUCACGGUGGUGGAUGAGCCUGGCUGGAUACAAAACCCUCUCACUUGGGGUGAUAACGGUCGCCGACGGAGCUUCGAGAGUUGUUUGGAUCGCUUACCCACGCAGCACCAGAGCGUCGCCGUGCAGGAGUGCAGUGAGGUCCGUCAGGCAGGGGUUCAGUGGGAGCGGCUGAAUGUCUUCGUGCCACUGGAACGGAGGCUUUGGGAGAAGGCGGCGAAGCCGCCUCCAGGGACUCCCAUCCUGGGAGGAGACAUGGCACCGCCUUGAUCCG
Molecule: messenger RNA, 2886 nt
Organism: Durusdinium trenchii
Lineage: Eukaryota; Dinophyceae; Suessiales; Symbiodiniaceae
Source: the annotation of a GenBank genome assembly